AUGGAGGACGGUAAAGUGAGGAGAAAGAGACACCUGUGGGUCCAGGGACCACCAGGCCCAGCAGGAACCACCGGUGAAACCGGCCACCCUGGGCUCCCUGGCUCCCCCGGACCCCAAGGGGUGGAUGGAUACCCAGGUUACAAGGGUGAACAAGGUGAACAGGGAGUUGAGGGUGAACCAGGAGCACCAGGAGAACACGGCCCUCAGGGACCACGUGGCGAACAAGGAUCACCAGGAGAUAUGGGGGCUAUUGGAGAACAGGGAGAGAAGGGAGAUAUGGGAGCCGUAGGCGAACAGGGACAACCUGGCGAACAAGGACAAUCCGGACCAGCUGGACCCCAGGGACCCAUGGGCGAGACUGGAGAGUUUGGACCACAAGGAUACCCCGGAAUGCAAGGAGAAACAGGACACGUUGGAGUUCCAGGGUUCCCAGGAAUGCCAGGUGAUGUCGGACCAAUGGGACCACCAGGAGCAGUAGGUCAAGCUGGACCCCCAGGAGCACCAGGACCACAUGGCCCACAGGGACCUAUGGGUGAGAUGGGUUCUCCAGGCCGACAGGGAGUCCAAGGAUACGGUGGUUCUCGUGGAGCACGUGGUGCACCAGGACAGGCGUACGCCGUUAGAUAUAAGAGCGCACCUGCUCCAGUUACUACAAAAGGUUAA
Pecten maximus is the source of this 663-nucleotide messenger RNA. Its product is annotated as collagen alpha-1(XXVIII) chain-like. The coding region runs from base 1 to 663 and encodes 220 amino acids. Lineage: Eukaryota; Metazoa; Mollusca; Bivalvia; Pectinida; Pectinidae. The transcript has 4 exons. The record is from RefSeq and is a predicted model, not a curated record.